UACAUAUCACACUACGUAGAAAACCCAUUUUCUUCAUUUCAGAUCUUCAAAUUUUGGUUUUCUUCCAAUCCCCAAAAAGGCACCUCAUAUUGCACUUCUUGUAAUCUCUCCCAGUUGGCAGCUGCUUGGAACCGAAGAGGUUAAAGAAAGGCAGAAUUAGUACAUCAGAUUAACUUCAGUUUUCCGGAAAAACUACAUACUACUAUACUUAAUAACUUAACAGAAACUAAAAUGUGGAGGCUGAAGAUUGCAGCAGGAGGUAACGACCCCUAUUUGUCUAGCACCAACGAUUAUGUAGGCCGACAGACAUGGGAAUUUGACCCUGACUAUGGUACGGCUGAGGACCGAGCAGAGGUCGAAAAAGCUCGUGAAGAAUUCUGGAACAAUCGUUACCAAGUUAAGCCCAGCAGUGAUCUCGUCUGGCGGAUGCAGUUUCUACGUGAAAACAAUUUCAAACAGACAAUACCCCAAGUGACGGUAGAAGAUGGAGAAGAUAUAACCUAUGAAACUGCCUCAACCACACUGAAAAGGGCUGUCCACUUCUUUUCAGCCCUGCAAGCCAGUGAUGGCCAUUGGCCUGCAGAAAAUGCUGGUCCAUUGUUCUUUCUUCCACCUUUGGUCAUGUGUCUGUACAUUACUGGCCAACUUAACACUGUGUUUCCAGCUGAACACCGUAAAGAAAUUCUCCGCUACAUAUACUGUCACCAGAACGAAGAUGGUGGGUGGGGUUUACACAUUGAAGGCCAUAGCACAAUGUUCUGCACUACUCUGAGUUACAUCUGUAUGCGUAUACUUGGAGAGGGACCCGAAGGCGGUAAAAACAAUGCAUGUGCUAGAGCAAGAAAAUGGAUACUUGACCAUGGCACUGUUACAGCAAUACCUUCAUGGGGAAAAACAUGGCUUUCGAUACUUGGCGUAUUUGAGUGGUCGGGAACCAACCCGAUGCCCCCUGAAUUUUGGAUCCUUCCAUCUUUUCUCCCCAUGCAUCCAGCAAAAAUGUGGUGCUACUGUAGAAUGGUGUACAUGCCCAUGUCAUAUUUAUAUGGCAAAAGAUUUGUCGGCCCAAUUACUCCUCUCAUUCAACAACUGAGAGAAGAGUUGUAUGAUCAACCCUACGAUGAAAUUAAUUGGAGGAAAGUUCGCCAUGUCUGUGCCAAGGAGGACCUCUAUUAUCCUCAUCCACUUAUACAAGAUUUCAUGUGGGAUAGUCUCUACAUACUUACAGAACCUCUUCUAACCCGUUGGCCUUUCAACAAGUUAAGAGAAAGGGCUCUUCAAACCACAAUGAAGCACAUCCACUAUGAAGAUGAAAAUAGCAGAUACAUCACAAUAGGAUGUGUAGAGAAGGUGUUAUGUAUGCUGGCCUGUUGGGUCGAGGAUCCCAACGGAGAUUAUUUCAAGAAGCAUCUUGCGAGAAUCCCUGAUUAUCUAUGGAUAGCCGAAGAUGGAAUGAAGAUGCAAAGUUUUGGAAGUCAAGAGUGGGAUACUGGUUUUGCUAUACAAGCACUGCUAGCUAGUGAUCUUACUGAAGAAAUAGGCCAGACUCUUGCGAAAGGGCACGACUUCGUAAAGAAGUCUCAGGUCAAAGAUAACCCUUCUGGUGACUUUAAAGCCAUGCACCGCCAUAUUUCUAAAGGCUCAUGGACUUUUUCGGAUCAAGAUCAUGGGUGGCAAGUAUCAGAUUGUACUGCAGAAGCAUUGAAGUGUUGCCUUCUCUUUUCAAUGAUGCCAACUGAAAUUGUUGGUCCCAAGAUGGAAACUGAACGACUCUGCGAUGCUGUCAAUAUAUUGCUUUCCUUACAGAGCAAAAAUGGUGGGUUAGCUGCAUGGGAGCCUGCAGGAGCCUCGGAGUGGUUGGAGAUGCUCAAUCCUACAGAAUUUUUUGCCGACAUUGUUAUUGAGCACGAGUAUGUCGAGUGCACUUCGUCAGCAAUACAAGCUCUAGUUUUGUUUAAGAAAUUGUACCCGGAACAUCGGAAGAAAGAAAUAGAAAGCUCUAUUGUGAAGGCUGUGAAAUACCUUGAAGAUGUUCAAAAGCCUGAUGGAUCAUGGUACGGAAAUUGGGGCGUGUGUUUCACAUAUGGCACUUGGUUUGCCCUUGGAGGACUAGCAGCAGCCGGGAAGAGCUACAACAAUUGUCUAGCCAUUCGCAAAGCUGUCAAGUUUCUGCUAAAUGCACAGAGGGAUGAUGGUGGAUGGGGAGAAAGCUAUCUUUCCUGCCCAAAUAAGGAAUAUGUACCUCUGGAAGGAAAUAGAUCAAACUUGGUCCAUACUGCAUGGGCUAUGAUGGGUCUAAUUCAUUCUGGCCAGGGGAAUAGAGAUCCUACACCUCUCCAUAGGGGAGCAAAGCUUUUGAUCAAUUCUCAGUUGGAAAAUGGAGAUUUUCCCCAACAGGAAAUCACGGGAGUUUUCAUGAAGAAUUGCAUGUUACAUUAUGCAGCAUACAGGAAUAUAUACCCAUUGUGGGCUCUAGCAGAUUACCGAAGGCGUGUACCACUACCAUCAGCAAUAACCAAAAGCAUCUAAAAGCUACAUAAUCAAUCUCUUUCCAACAAAUUGAUGAAAGCGGUCUGUAUAAGUUUUACUUGUUUGAUUUUGUUACUAACAUGCACGUUUAUACUAUUUUUAGCCUUUCAUUUAUCCUGUAUUGUAAUACGUUAUACAUAUAUCAAUAAAAAAAUAUUUUACUUCUUUAA
Molecule: messenger RNA, 2696 nt
Organism: Olea europaea var. sylvestris
Lineage: Eukaryota; Viridiplantae; Streptophyta; Magnoliopsida; Lamiales; Oleaceae
Product: beta-Amyrin Synthase 2
Exons: 17
Coding region: 232-2526 (764 amino acids)
Biological process (GO): triterpenoid biosynthetic process
Cellular component (GO): lipid droplet
Molecular function (GO): beta-amyrin synthase activity
Source: RefSeq, a predicted model, not a curated record